Galendromus occidentalis (western predatory mite) is the source of this 1904-nucleotide messenger RNA. RefSeq names its product pumilio homolog 1. Lineage: Eukaryota; Metazoa; Arthropoda; Arachnida; Mesostigmata; Phytoseiidae. Gene Ontology annotation, cellular component: cytoplasm. The coding region runs from base 33 to 1904 and encodes 623 amino acids. The transcript is spliced from 9 exons. Gene Ontology annotation, biological process: post-transcriptional regulation of gene expression. Gene Ontology annotation, molecular function: mRNA 3'-UTR binding. The record is from RefSeq and is a predicted model, not a curated record.
AGAGCCCAAGAAAACACGUUUGCUAAAGAGACAUGUCCGGGCGCGGAGACUGCAGCUCAGGUGGUGGUGGGGUUGGAGUGACACUCGAACAACAACUGGAGAAUCUCUCGCUGAGUUCAUCAACGUGGACCUCGCCCUUGGGUAGUGGACCAUCCCAUGGAGUUCCCGUGGUGUCGGCCACUAACAACCAUGACUCGUUGGGCGAUGCAGGAUUGGGCGUCAAGAUGGCGGAAUACGUCCUGGGCACACCCCCUAAAGACUCUCCUCUGAGUCUUCGAAGCAGCGAGAAUCUGGACGGGUCGGAAUUCUCGAUCGCGACCGCUUUCCAACAAGCGGCGAAUUGCGCAGCCAACGGACCCCAGAACUACAUGUAUGGGAACGUUGCUGGAGAGCAGGCCGUCAUGUCGAACCGAAAUUCGUCGACUCCAGGCGGAGCCAUGAGCGCACAGCAACAGCAGCAGCAACAACAACAGCAACAGCAGCAAGGCGGUCAUGUGCAGAACGCGAUUCUGACCAAUUUCCUCACCAACUACUUCACCACAAUGACGCCUCCGCCGAAUCCUCAUGGACACCCUCACCAUACAAACGGUAUGCACACACCUCCGUACAAUAUGUACCCGCCUCCCCACAAUUAUAUGCCACCCGAUUCGAUGCGAUUCGGAUGGGCAGCGGCCCCGCCCUCGAUGGGUCAGAAUAACUACUAUGAGAUCAGGUCAGUUUGUCCUGGAAUGAAUCCCGGUAUGGCUGCCGGAGUUGGCGGUUGGUCCUCUCCUGGAAGGAUGACUUCUCCGAAGGUUUCCGUGACCAAGAAGAAAAACGAAACGAAACUCAUCAAAGAGUUCAAAAGCAAUCGCUACCCUGACCUCGAACUCCGAGAUCUUUGCGGACACGUCAUCGAAUUCGCACAAGAUCAACAAGGAUCUCGCUUCAUUCAACACAAACUUGAAUCGGCUACCCCUUCGGAGAAGCAGAUGAUCUUCAAUGAAAUCUUCACGUGGGUCUACUCACUGAUGACACACGAAUUCGGCAACUAUGUCGUGCAGAAGCUGUUCGACUUCGGUUCGGAAGAGCAGAAGUUGGCUCUCGCGGGUAAAAUGACAGGACACAUCGUGAACCUCACCAUGCAUAUCUACGGUUGCCGAGUAAUGCAGAAGGCCCUCGUGUCACUCCCGACAGAAGUGCGCAAGAAGCUGAUUGACGAAUUGCGCAACCAUGUUGUGCAAUGCGCCAAUGACGAAAAUGGCAACCAUGUCAUGCAGAAAUGUUUCGAGACCAUCGAGCCAGGAUAUCUACAGUUCAUCGUAGACGAAUGCAUCGGCAAAGUGCGUCAGCUGUGCUCGCACAGUUACGCCUGUCGCGUGAUCCAACGUCUUUUGGAGUACUGCAAAUUCGAGCAGUCGAUUCCGAUCCUUCAAGAAAUUCACGCGAACACGCUCGAGCUGGCUCAAGACCAAUACGGCAACUAUGUCAUUCAGUACAUCUUGCAGCACGGUCUGCCCAAGGACAAGUCGGCCAUCAUCCAGGCAAUUCGCGGCAAUGUGGUCGCUCUGUCAUGUCACAAGUAUGCCUCGAACGUGAUGGAAAAGUGCGUAACCCACGGAUCUUCCCUUGAGAGGACUGUUUUGAUGGAAGAAGUCUGCGCCACGAAAGACGGCAUCUUCAAAAUGAUGAAGGAUCCCUUCGCGAACUAUGUGGUCCAACGCAUGGUCGAGGUGGCCGACGCACACUAUUCGAAGCUUCUGGUCCAGAAGAUUGCUCUCAACAAAGAACAACUGCAGAAGUCAACAUCUGGAAAGCACGCCCUCGCCAAGCUGGAGAAGUACCUCUACAAGUAUCUAUCCGGCAACCAGGCGGGCUCUCCUCCGCAUCCUCACCACCCUCAGCAACCUCAACCGGCCCAAUAA